UUACUAUUGCUUCCCUUUCGCUGGGUUGAGCAUACCACCUAUACCGUUCAAGUAUUCUUGAAGCGCUUUCCUCUAUAAUGGUUUCAUACAUUUUUUCUGGACAGGAAACAAGUUUAGUCUGGUUUCAUUACUUCUAUACAUGAAUACAUGAUCUUACUAAUAUACAGAACUAAGACUACUACUUUUCCCCAAUGCCAACCAUCUAAGCAUCAAUGUUUUCCUGCAGGAAAGGUUCUUAUCUUGUUGAUGGAUGAUAGAAUGAUACUAGGGACAUUGCGCUUGUUCGAUAAGCUUGCAAAUAUUGUUCUUCAACGUGCCUGUGAAAGAGUAAUUGUUGGUGAUCUUUACUGUGACAUCUCAUUAGGUCUAUAUUACAUCCAGGCCGUUAGUAUAGACAUGAUUGGAGAACUGGACAUAGAUAAGGAAGAUCUUCCUCCACAUAUCACGCGUGUUUCGGAAGCAGAAAUUAAACAGGCUCAAAAGGUCGAAAGAGAAGCUAAUGAACUGAGACAAAAAACGAGAAAGCUAAUGCAGUCAUAUCCUUGAUUCUAAUUGAUCACUUUUUGAGCUCUAUCAAGACAUUUGUUAUGUAGCAUUCUGAAAAGAUUUUACGCCCUUCAUCCACAAAUAUUAUCGUGUGGUGAUCAGUCUAUACAGUAGGGUUGAAGUGAAUGGGAUAGUGCAAUACUCUGAUCUUCUGAGCUCUAGCAUUUGAGUAGAGCAGUAUAUGUUAAUCUGUAUAUGAUGGUGCAUUUUAUGAUUUAUCCCCCUUUUUUACAUAGCUCAUUCUUGUAAAUCACCGAUCAAUGGUCCAAUAUUUGGUUAUUGGUACAGAGCCUUGUUUCUGUUAUGGCGCACUUCGCUACUUAUUGUAACAAAGAUACUUUAAAUCAUGCUUUUAUAUGUAGUUUUGUUUUCUUUA
Beta vulgaris subsp. vulgaris (sugar beet) is the source of this 922-nucleotide messenger RNA. Its product is annotated as sm-like protein LSM1B. The record is from RefSeq and is a predicted model, not a curated record. The coding region runs from base 148 to 546 and encodes 132 amino acids. NCBI's taxonomy places the organism in Eukaryota, Viridiplantae, Streptophyta, Magnoliopsida, Caryophyllales, Amaranthaceae. Gene Ontology annotation, cellular component: P-body; Lsm1-7-Pat1 complex. Gene Ontology annotation, molecular function: RNA cap binding. The transcript is spliced from 4 exons. Gene Ontology annotation, biological process: deadenylation-dependent decapping of nuclear-transcribed mRNA.